AUGGCCUUUUGGGGACACUAUUACAGACUUAUUGUUUUAUUCAUCGGAUUCACUUGUUUGUCAUCGAUAUGCUCGAAUUAUAUUGUCAUCAAUUUCACAUUUAUUUGCAUGAAACAUGAUAUGUCGCAAACUGUCAUAGAAAAUGGGACACUUCGAAGCGCCUACGAUUAUGAUGCGACAGAGAAGAAAUGGAUUAUGUGGUCGGUUGCUGCGGGAACAAUCAUUGGCACCAUUCCAAUCAAUCUGCUUUAUGUCAAAUAUGGAGCAAGAUGGCCAUUUUUAAUUGCCGGACUGGCGUCAGUAUUUUCUACGGGACUCAUUCCACUGGCAGCUUCUAUCAGCUUAUACCUCUUGCUUCUUCUCAGAUUUAUUCAGGGUCUUGCCUAUUCGGCCGAUUUCGCUGCCAUCGGCCUGAUGACCGUUCGUUGGGCGCCGCUCUCCGAAACGGCAACAUUUCUCGCGGUCUUCACAUCGUUCACCGGAAUCGCCUCAACAAUCACAAAUUCGAUAACCGGCGUGAUUUGCGAAAGCUCGCUUGGAUGGAAAUACUCGUUCUAUUUUCACGCCAUCGCCGGCGCAAUUCUGUUCGCUCUUUGGACAUGGAUUUACAUUGAUGAUCCGCAGGAUGGCCGACGGGUCAGCGAUCGCGAGAUUUCCAAAAUUCACAAAAACAAAUCUGAGGCUCAUUUGGACAAAAAUGCACCAGUUCCAUAUAAGAAAAUCGUCACAAGUCCGGUGAUUUGGUGCGUCUGGAUGAACGCGUUCUUCGAGAUGUCGGCGGUUAUUUUAUUCACAAGCUAUAUGCCAAUCUAUUUCAAUCAAGUUCUUGGCUUUGGGGUCACAGAAACUGGUUUCUAUGUCGCUCUUGUGCUUUUCCUGUAUAUUCCCGGGCGAUUCAUUUUUGCGGUUCUUUCGGAUAAGAUCAAGUCGAUUAAUGAGAAGCUGAAAAUCAUGUUCUUCAAUACGGUAGCUGUUGGAAUAUCUGGAACACUUUUCGCUAUUAUUGGAUUCAUUCCGAAAGAGAACAAAUACUUAUCAUUGGCGACUUUUAUCGCAUGCAUGUGCUGCAUCGGAUUGAAUUGCGGAGGAUUCUACAAAUGCGGAGUGUUGCAUGCAAGACAAUUUUCGCAUGUUGUGAUCGCCGCAAUUCAAUGGACCAAAUGUCUCGCGCUCUUCUCGGCACCUGCUUUAGUAUCUCUAUUCGUCACUGAUGACACAAACCGACAACAAUGGAAAUGGGUCUAUCUCAUUCUAGGAUCUUUAAUGAUUCUGGCAAAUCUGAUUUCAUAUUUCAUUUUCACCGACGAGCCAGCCGAAUGGACGGAAGGCAGUCAGACGACGAAAAAAGGGCUUCAAGCAAAAGUUUGA
Messenger RNA from Caenorhabditis bovis, 1368 nucleotides. Lineage: Eukaryota; Metazoa; Nematoda; Chromadorea; Rhabditida; Rhabditidae. The record is from the annotation of a GenBank genome assembly.